Messenger RNA from Dibothriocephalus latus, 249 nucleotides. The record is from the annotation of a GenBank genome assembly. NCBI's taxonomy places the organism in Eukaryota, Metazoa, Platyhelminthes, Cestoda, Diphyllobothriidea, Diphyllobothriidae.
AUUCUGGAGGCAGAAUCGAGGAUCGAGUUGGCUCUACACUACAAGACACCCUAUCCGCGACUCUCCAAUCUGCCGCAGUCAACACUGGCAGGCGGCACCUCCGCGACGCGUGCUUUUCGACGCACUAGGCGCCUCAUAGAUGAGUCGGUGCCGGCAUACCUCAAGUCCUAUGCGCACACCGAACCGACGGAGCAGCCCCUGGCCUCUUCGCCGCCCCCCAAGAAGACGCCUGCUCCCACAAAGAAGUAG